CCCAGUUGGUCCAACGUCACCGGCCAAGCCCGCUUUGUGCCUCUGUGUAAGAAAUGCAUCCUACUGAGGCGCGGAUUUGAACACAGUGGUUUGCGAAAAUGUUGUCUUAUGCAGUCGCUUUAAUCGGCAUUCUCGUUGUCUUCAACAGUCCUCUCAACGAUUUUUUAUUUUCCAAUGUGAAUCCGAAGCAAUGUCCAGGCCAGAUCCCGCAACUUCGUCGGAUCCCGCUGUCCAAACUCAACCUUAAAGAGGAUCUGAUUGCAUUGGAGGGCAACUCAUCGUUGCAAUGCAUGCCCCACACUCCCGCGCCUGUGGUCCAUGUCUACUCAAGGGAGCCAUUGGUGCUCUACAUCGAGAACUUCCUAAGUCUUGACGAGCGGGAGCACUUGCUGGGCAUUAGCUCCUCUGCCAAGAAUCGGUUACUAACACCCCACCCAAGUGAACCUCUCUUCGAACCCUCCACCACCACCAGCGAUGGCGGCCAGACUACCCACCGCAACACCACAGUCCGUGACUCCGAAGUGGCCGUGAUCCCCCGUACCGACCGCGUCCGGUGCAUCGAGAACCGCGCCCGCGAGAUCCAGGGCUGGAGGGAAAACGUCUUCAUCGAGAGGCUGCGUACCCAGCGGUAUCGCCAGGGUGGCCACUACAACCACCACUUCGACUGGAGUUCCAACCGUGGGGGUUGGGGCCGUGUCAGCAGCUUCAUGGUCUGGGUCGACGACGGUGAUGGCAGCCUGGUGGGUGGUGGUACCGAGUUUCCCCGCAUGAAGAGGUCGAAGGAUCCACGAUGGUGUGCUUUUAUUGAAUGUCCCGGGAAAACGGCCGACAAAGGAGAUGGACUGGAACAAACACCCGAAUUGGGCGUGACUUUCAAAGUCAUUCCGGGCAAUGCUGUCUACUGGGAGAAUUUCCGGUCGGAUGGUACUGGCAGAGGUUGGGUUGAGGCGUGGCAUGCUGGCUUGCCAGUCGAGAAAGGGGUCAAGGUUGGAUUGAAUAUUUGGAGCACAGGGUAUAUCGAGUAG
Messenger RNA from Neurospora tetrasperma FGSC 2508, 1025 nucleotides. RefSeq lists its product as uncharacterized. Lineage: Eukaryota; Fungi; Ascomycota; Sordariomycetes; Sordariales; Sordariaceae. The record is from RefSeq and is a predicted model, not a curated record. The transcript has 2 exons. The coding region runs from base 99 to 1025 and encodes 308 amino acids. Gene Ontology annotation, cellular component: endoplasmic reticulum. Gene Ontology annotation, biological process: peptidyl-proline hydroxylation to 4-hydroxy-L-proline. Gene Ontology annotation, molecular function: procollagen-proline 4-dioxygenase activity; L-ascorbic acid binding; iron ion binding.